CCUAGGAAGGAUAAAAGGGGCUCUGCUGUUUCACAACCUCGUAACGCCAAUCGAGAGCUUCACUUCACAUCUCUCAUCUUACUUUGUACUGAAGGUAACUAUGGCUAACAAAAAUGAAAGAGGGAGUCAAAGAAGUUCAGGAAGCUCUCGUGUUGCCCUCAAUGAACGAAUCCUCUCCUCUAUGUCACGAAGAUCUGUUGCUGCUCAUCCCUGGCAUGACUUAGAGAUUGGGCCAGGUGCACCAGCAGUUUUCAACUGUGUGGUUGAAAUUGGAAAAGGCAGCAAAGUCAAGUACGAGCUUGACAAGACCACUGGACUAAUUAAAGUUGAUCGAGUUCUUUACUCUUCGGUUGUCUAUCCACACAACUACGGUUUCAUCCCACGAACCCUUUGCGAAGAUAGUGAUCCCAUGGAUGUCCUGGUACUGAUGCAGGAACCUGUACUACCUGGUACUUUCCUCCGUGCUCGUGCUAUUGGAUUGAUGCCUAUGAUAGAUCAGGUAUAGGAUUUACUUAUGCUGCUUAAUUUUGUAUCCCUGACCUUUGUAUAUCUUCUUAGAAUUAAUAUUAAUGCUCCAUCAAGGGAAUGUUAAAUGGAAACUUCAGGCAGGCAAGGUUGAGCUUGGUGAAAGUUUUGUGCUUUUUGUUGGAUGAUAAAGCUUCAUGCCCAUGCCCGAGAUCAUUUACUGCUCAUUAAGGCUCAUAAAUGGUUAAGCCUCUUAAGGUGCUUUACUGCUUAUUCAGCUGCUGGUUCAGGUUCAGCAAUGUUGUCCCAACACAACCUUACACUUGAGUUAUGUGAUAACUCGGUCACUUCAAUGUUUUCAAACCCUUGCAAAGCCUAUUUGACUGUGGUUGAGGUGAUAAGAAUUAUAGGAUAAUCAAGGAAUUAGAUGACAAUAGCUUGAUGAAGUUUUUUUGAUUUGCACCUUUUUGAUUCAGAAACAGGACCCCCAAAGUUUCUGAUUGAUUAUCUUUACUAUGGUGAUUCUUUUACAGGGUGAAAAGGAUGACAAAAUUAUUGCAGUAUGUGCUGAUGACCCUGAGUUCCGUCUAAUGACGGAUAUCAAGGAACUUCCUCCACAUCGUCUUGCUGAGAUCCGCCGCUUUUUUGAGGAUUACAAGAAGAAUGAGAACAAGUCCGUUGCUGUGAAUGAUUUUCUGCCUUCUGAAGCUGCCAUAGAGGCUAUCAGUUACUCCAUGGAUCUCUAUGCCUCUUACAUUGUGGAAAGCUUGAGGCAGUGACACACUUCAAAACUUACAUUGCUCGUGGCUGCGGGUCUUGGACUAAUUCUAAUGACAAAGGUUGAUUGACUUCUUACAGCAUGCCUGUCUGAAUUUCUGAUGCCUAUAUGUCUAAUUAGUCAUCUUGGUAUUAACCGCAAUGAUGUAUCACUAGUGAUGUAUUUUAUACAAGUGUUACGUACUCGAUGAAGCUUUUGAUGUAAUAAAAGGAUGGAAAAUGCUCCCUUGGAACUUUUUGAGAAAGAAUUAGCUGAUGCAUUGUGCUUUAACACAGGUAGACUUGAUGAGGAUACAAGGAUCGAAGAUGUUAAACGCAAUUAUACGUUCUUUCGAUUGGGAACCUGUUAAUUGCUGGUUAGCCUCGUCUUUUAUUGAUGGGUUUGUCUUGGUGUAGUGGAAUAAUAUUUUGGGAGACUUGAUUUUAAACCUCUCCCCUUUAGGCUUUUUACAGAUAGGUAAGGGAGGAAUGCUGGUGCUCCAUAUUUUCUUCAGUGGGGCAUGUGAGGAGACUGUAAGUCUUAUUCCUCUGUGGGAAGAGGUUUGUGAAACAAUUUAAUGCAUUGGAUUGAUGAGUAAAUGUCGCAAUUAGGUCAGUUUUUUAAGUCUUAAUAGC
Molecule: messenger RNA, 1857 nt
Organism: Ilex paraguariensis (yerba mate)
Lineage: Eukaryota; Viridiplantae; Streptophyta; Magnoliopsida; Aquifoliales; Aquifoliaceae
Source: the annotation of a GenBank genome assembly